UGAAACAACACAUGUCGACUUUGUAGAGAUUUGACAGUUUGGACUAUGCACAUGCGCAUUGAUCUUUAUUGGCUUCAGCCAACUGAAGGUCAGAAACCACGCACACGUUCGAGUACACCCUUGCAUACUUGCGUCCACCAGCAUGACUUGACAAGAGCUGUUCUGCCAACUGUCCUUGCAGUUGAUAGACACUAAACCAGGGAGCAGACUUGAGGGGACAGGGACGUUGGGAGAGACUUGGCUCGUCUAUGACAAGCUAUAAUAUUUAGAUCAGGAUAGGUGGGCUUACUACAUCAUUGAUACUUAGAUAAGGAAUAAUGGGCUAACUAUAUGAUGUUAAAAACUGGAGAGGUAGACCUAUAAUUUGAUAUAAGAUGGGAAGAGUCUGCUUGUUAUAAUAACAUUGAUACUGGGGCAGUUAACGGUUGGCUUGCUAUAUAUAACCUUGCCUGAGAUGGGAGGAAAGUACAGCCGAGGGGAAGAGAGGAGGCCUUUGGGUUUUCCGGGCUUCUCUGUCCUGCGUUGGUGUCAGAAAAAGAGUAGGGAAGAGACGCCCUUGGGUUUCUGCGAUAAUAAGCCACGAAGAAGCAACCCGUGCUUUGGAAGGGAGGAUCCUGCUCAUUUAGACAUGGCAUACUUUCCUGACAAUGAUCUGCACAUGGCGGCCUGUGCAGGAGAUUUAUCUUUUGUGCGGCUGUACUUCACUCUGGGUAAAUACGAAGUCAAUUACAGAGACAAGGAGAACAGGAAUGCCAUGCACUUUGCUUGCUUUUAUGGACAUUUAGAACUGGUGAUAUAUCUCUGGAGACGUGGCUGUGAGAUUAAUGUGUGUGACAAUAAUAACAUCACACCCCUCAUGAAGGCUAUCCAAAGCUGGGAAGACAAAAUCGUGUGUUUUCUGCUAGAGCACCAUGCUAACCUGCACAUUAAAGACAGCAGGGGUAACACCGCUCUGCAUUAUGCCGUCUAUGGCGGGAAUUCAGCAACAGCUGCCAAGCUGCUACAGUACGGAGCAGAUAUUGAGGAAAGGACAAAAGAUAACCUCACACCACUCUUGCUUGCUCUCAGGGAGAACAGACUGAAGAUGGCACAAUUCUUAGUAAAGAUGGAAGCAAGUGUGCAUGCAGUUGACUCACAUAGGAGAAAUUCUCUCAUGUAUGCUGUAAGAUGCGACUCGCCAGUUAUGGUCAACCUUAUUCUUCAACAAGGUGUCGACAUAAAUUUGAAAGAUUUAUUUGGUUGGACUGCUUUACGUUAUGCUAUUGAAGGUGAUCGUGAUGUGAGGACAAUACUUUUGGAGUAUGAGUAUAACCUGAUACAAAGCUUAAGAGAGAGAAAUCAAGCAUUUCAGAGUUCUGAAAACUGUUCAAUCAGGUCUAUCAACCAAGCUGAUCCUGAAGUGACCGCACCUACAGAAAAUGAGAAAGUGAUUGAAACGCAAGACCCUCUUACAACCAAUGAAGCAAGUAUGGAGAAGAUACAAACCUACAGACCAGGUAAAUUUAGAAACACAAAAAGUCUGAAAAGAACUAUAGAAUAUUGA
Messenger RNA from Grammomys surdaster, 1543 nucleotides. Its product is annotated as putative ankyrin repeat domain-containing protein 19. Gene Ontology annotation, molecular function: protein binding. The transcript is spliced from 9 exons. NCBI's taxonomy places the organism in Eukaryota, Metazoa, Chordata, Mammalia, Rodentia, Muridae. The coding region runs from base 455 to 1543 and encodes 362 amino acids. The record is from RefSeq and is a predicted model, not a curated record.